This is a messenger RNA of Glycine soja, 933 nucleotides long. RefSeq names its product 3beta-hydroxysteroid-dehydrogenase/decarboxylase-like. NCBI's taxonomy places the organism in Eukaryota, Viridiplantae, Streptophyta, Magnoliopsida, Fabales, Fabaceae. The transcript is spliced from 6 exons. Gene Ontology annotation, biological process: steroid biosynthetic process. The coding region runs from base 1 to 933 and encodes 310 amino acids. Gene Ontology annotation, molecular function: 3-beta-hydroxy-Delta5-steroid dehydrogenase (NAD+) activity. The record is from RefSeq and is a predicted model, not a curated record.
AUGACUCACGCGACUCCUUUCUCCUCCAAUGCUUCACGCUCCACCCCACAAACCCUAAUAACACCCUCCUCGCUCCCCUUCCCUCGAUCCCCUCCCCCGCCGUUGGCUCCGCCUACGCCAUCCUCGGCCCCACCAUCUAUGUCCUCGACAGCUCCAUCCACGACCUCCCCUCCCCCAACAUCUGGCUCAUUGACUGCCACUUCAACCGCUGGCUCCGCAGUCCCUCCAUGUGCGUCAGCUGCGAAUUCGCCACCGCAGGAGUCCUCCACGGCAAGAUCUACGUCCUUGGUGGCUGCAUCGCUGGCAUUUGUGGAUGCACGUCGUGAGAAGAGGAGGCAUUUGGUGGAAAUGCUAAUUCGUCACAAGGAGUACUACAUUCGCAUCGUCGAUUUGGAAGUCAACAUUGUUCUCGAGCUUGCCGAGCAGUUAGGCCUUCUCGGCCAGGCCUUGCACUCUGGCCGAGCCCAAUAUGUCUCCCUGGAUUUUUGCAACAAGGCCCAAGUUCUAAAAGCGUUGGAGGGAGUUGAGGUAGUGUUCCACAUGGCUGCUCCAAACUCUUCCAUUAACAACUACCAGCUUCAUCAUUCCAUCAAUGUGCAAGGGGCGCAUAAUGUCAUCGAUGCUUGCAUGGAGUUGAACGUGAAGCGUCUCAUUUACACUAGCUGUCUCGUUUACCCUAGCUUUCCCAGCAUCUUCUUCGAUGAUGUUCAUGGAAUUCAUAAUGGAAAUGAAACAAUGCCUUAUGUGCAUUCACCUAAUGAUCAUUAUUCAGCAACGAAAGCCGAGGGUGAGGCAUUGGUUAUUAAAGCUAAUGGGACUAAUGGGCUCCUAACGUGCUACAUACGCCUUAGCAGCAUUUUUGGGCCUGGUGAUAGGUUGUCGAUGUCUUCACUAGUUGCUGCUGCCAGAAAAGGGGAAUCUAAGUGGUGCUGA